UGCUAUAAAAGGAAAGUUACAGGAGCUGGGGGCUUAUGUUGAUGAAGAACUCCCUGAUUAUAUUAUGGUUAUGGUGGCCAAUAAGAAGAGUCAAGAGCAGAUGACAGAAGACCUUUCCCUUUUCCUUGGAAACAAUACUGUCAGGUUUACUGUCUGGCUCCAUGGCGUUUUGGAUAAGCUGCGAUCUGUCUCCACAGAACCAACCAGUGUAAAAUCUUCAGAAUCUAAUAUCUUUGAGAGCAACCUGCCUUCCAGCAAAAGCAGUUCAUGUGUGAGUGAUGAGAGGAGGCGUGAGGAUAUGUUGCCACCUCUUGCAGUGUCAAGCACUCGGACUGAAAGAAAUGACUCCAGAGUUUCAACCAGCUCACAGGAGCAGAGGAACGCUGCUUCCAGGCAGUCUUGUGAAGAUGGUUCUGCAUCCCGCUUAACAUCUACUGUCAAGCCUUUGCGGGAAUUGUCACCUUCUGAAGCUGUAAUUGACAUUAAACCUGAACCAGAUGAUCUAAUUGAUGAAGACCUAAACUUUGUGCAGGAGAAUCCUUUGUCACGGAAGAAACCUAUUGUGACUGUAACUUACGGUUCCUCUCGUCCCUCAGCCGAGAUCUACCGGCCACCAGCUGUCAGGAGUGCAGAUGGCAAUGCGCACGUGCCCAGAUUGUCACAACAGGGCAGCUUGCAGGAGAGCCGGCAGUCAGACACACAAGGCUGCAGGUCUUUGGAAACAGGCCAGCUGUGCAAUCCAGAAGCAUUUGGCAGCUUAGCAGAAGGUCACAGACCCACCUCCAAACUCGGUGCUGAUAAAGUGGGCAGUGAGGAGGAAAGCUCCAGGAAGAGGCGGCUGCCUGUUGUAAGCUCGGUAGUCAAAGUGAAAAAGUUCUGUAAUGAUGGAGACGAUGAAGAGGAAGAGGAAGACUACGGAUUGCGAACAGGAAGCAUCUCCAGCAGCGUGUCUGUACCUGCAAAGCCAGAAAGAAGACCUUCAUUGCCACCUUCAAAACAGGCCAAUAAGAAUUUGAUACUGAAAGCAAUCUCUGAAGCACAGGAAUCAGUUACGAAAACAACCAAUUAUUCGACUGUUCCACAGAAACAGACUGUUCCAGUUGCUCCAAGAACUCGAAUUAGCCCAGAAGAAUCACAGCUAGAAGUAAUUCAUGUGCAAAGCAGACUGCCUAUUCUGAGUUCUCAUCUUCAAGUAGAAGAGCCAAAGGAGCAGACAGUUGAAGAAAUUCAAGGAAUUGAACAAAAGGAGCUCUCUUGUCGGCUUCAGAUUGAUCCUAUGAUUGAAGAUGCCUUGCAAGUGACUCAAGAUUACUGUGACCCAGAAUCUAUGGUCCACUCAGAUACUCGGUGUUUUAUCCUGAAGAAGCCCAAGUUAUCAGAGGACAUGGCACCACAGAAUCAGCAAUUGGGAAAGAAGGGUACAGAGGCAGUGCGAGUUCACUCAGGACGUCUAAUACAGACACGAGAUCAGUUUGCACAGCCAGAGAAACCUGCUAGUCCCAAGUUCAUUGUGACACUGGAUGGUGUGCCCAGUCCACCAGGAUACCUUUCUGAUCAGGAGGAGGAAGAUAUGUGUAUAAUGGAAGGAUUAAAGCCAGUUACCCAUCACAUGUGUGCUGGCAAAGGAUUAAAAGGUCUUCGAGCACAGCAGAUGCAAAUUGUAACAAGGCAGCUGGAGAACUGUGAUGUGGAAAUGGAAGACUUAAAUAUGCUGCAAAAGCAGGAGAAGGUGCUGGAGCGCUGCAAGUACUGGCCUGCCUGUAAGAAUGGAGAUGAAUGUGUGUACCAUCACCCCACACAGCCUUGCAAAGUUUUUCCUAACUGCAAAUUUGCUGACAAAUGCCUGUUCAUCCAUCCAAACUGUAAAUAUGAUGCAAAGUGCACUAAGCCAGACUGUCCUUACACUCACGCCAGUCGACGAAACCCCCAUCCAGCUCCUAAACCAGCACCCCUGCCCACCCUGUCCAUCUCCUCCAGUAGUCCGCUGUGUAAGUUUUUUCCAGCUUGUAAGAAAAUGGAGUGUCCAUUCUAUCACCCAAAAGUAAGAUAUAUUUCCUAUCUUCCUUCCUUUCUAGAAAGAGACUUGAAACAUGCUACUUUGGGACAGGCUAUGUUACUAGGAUUUAACACUUUCUGCUUUUACUUUUCACAUUCUAACUUUGCCUUAUAAGCAGAAUACACAAAAGUAGUGACUUAAGGAAUUUGGAAAAUUACACUUAUUAGUAAUCUUUCUACCAACUGCUGCUGGGGAACUUCGAACAGGUCAUAUCUCUUUUCAAAAUAUACUCACCCAGGAUGCUGGGGGCAGAGAGGAGCCUUUUGGGAAGGAGUUUGUCUUA
Molecule: messenger RNA, 2339 nt
Organism: Cyanistes caeruleus (blue tit)
Lineage: Eukaryota; Metazoa; Chordata; Aves; Passeriformes; Paridae
Source: RefSeq, a predicted model, not a curated record